GAACGAGGCGUGCCACGGUUGUUGUGUUAUUAUUGGGCAGUACAUCUUUCGCAGCAUCCAGUUCUCGAGGAAGCUCAUCUCGGUCAACCAGCCCACUGCGUCCACUGCUCAUCUGACCAGAGAGACUUCAAACGCUCAAACAAACACCCACCAAAAAAAAAAAAGAGAGAAAAGAGGAGUUUACGAACAGGAAGUGGCAAGUGUGACGAGCGGUUCAGCAAGGGCGAGCAGACUAAUCAGGAACUCUUCUCAGCAGCCAUGUCAAACGAACGCACCCCCCUGAUCACCUCAGGGGUGUGUGGUCUUAAUGUGACUGCAGCGGUAUGUGGCACGGAUACGGACCCCAACCUGGAAUCCAGCUCUGGGACACCAAAUCAGACUCCUCGAAAACUGAACACGUUUUUCGGCGUUAUGGUGCCAACCGUCCUCUCAAUGUUCCGCAUUGUGUUGUUUCUGAGAACAGGGUUUGUGGUUGGUCAUGCGGGGCUGUUGCAGGCUCUUUUGAUGGUGGUUGUUGCCUACACCAUCAUAUCUCUUACAAUACUGUCCAUCUGCGCUAUUUCCACCAAUGGUGCGAUACAGGGCGGCGGAGCGUACUACAUGAUAAGCCGCUCUUUGGGGCCUGAGUUUGGAGGAAGUAUUGGUUUAAUGUUUUUCCUGGCAAAACUUUUUGCCUGUGGAGGGUAUGUUCUAGGUCUUGUGGAAGCCAUACUUGAUGUAUUUGGUUUGGAUCCCGAGUCCCCUGUGUCCUCGGGGUGGCGGGUGCUUCCUCAGGGUUACUGGUAUACGGUGUUGUAUUCUUCAGUAAUCCUUCUGCUGUGUCUGCUUGUGUGUCUGGUGGGCGCCCACAUCUACUCCCGCACCGCCUUCGUCAUCCUGCUGGUGGUCACUGCAUCGCUGCUGUCCGUUUUCAUCAGUUCUGUAGCAGUCAAACCUCACAACUUUGUCAUUACUCACCGUGGAUCUGGCAACCAGACCCUCCGCUACAAUGCCAGCUACACAGGGUUCAGCGCUACCACCCUGAAGAACAACCUGGGCUCUGGUUACUCUUUGGACUACAGCACCAACUCUGUCAUGUCUUUUGCCACUGUGUUUGCUGUCAUGUUCACCAGCUGCACUGGGAUCAUGGCUGGAGCCAACAUGUCAGGGGAGCUGAAGAACCCGAGUGUUUCCAUCCCUAAAGGCACCAUCAUAGCCGUCAUUUACACUUUCUCAGUCUACGUGCUUCUCUUCAUCAUGAUCAGCGCCACCUGUGACAGGACCCUGUUAAUUCAGGAUUAUGGAUUCUUGCAGCGAAUCAAUUUAUGGCCACCAUUUGUCACUAUUGGGAUAUACUGCGCAUCUCUGUCAGCUGCAAUGUGUGCUAUGAUUGGAGCUUCCCGUAUCCUCCAUGCUCUUGCUCUGGAUCAUCUCUUUGGUUUGCCAUUAGCCCCAGCUACCAUCACAUCAGCUUCAGGAAAUCCUUGGGUGGCGGUGCUGUUCACUUGGGGCCUGACACAGUGUGUGGUGUUUGCAGGGGAGCUCAAUGCUAUUGCAAGUCUGGUGACUGUUUUCUACUUACUUGCCUAUGCUGCAGUUGACUUGGCCUGUUUGGCUCUUGAGUGGGCAUCAGCACCAAAUUUCAGACCAACCUUCCAGCUCUUCUCCUGGCACACUUGCCUCCUGGGGAUUCUGAGCUGUUUGACCAUGAUGUUCGUCAUUAAUCCUGUGUACUCCUCGGGCAGCAUCGUCCUCCUGUUAUUGCUGCUGCUUUUCCUCCACUACAGAUCGCCCACCAGCAGCUGGGGCUACAUCAGCCAGGCUCUCAUUUUCCACCAGGUACGCAAGUAUCUGCUGAUGCUUGAUGUGAGGAAAGAACACGUGAAGUUCUGGAGGCCGCAGGUGUUGUUAAUGGUGGCCAACCCCCGCUCUUCCUGUCAGCUCAUCCUGUUUGUAAAUCAGCUGAAGAAAGGAGGGCUGUAUGUGUUGGGUCACGUGCAGCUGGGAGAUCUGGACACCUUGCCUUCAGACCCAGUUCAGCAGCAGUACAACUUCUGGCUGAGCCUAGUUGAUAAACUUGGGGUUAAGGCCUUUGUUGACCUGACGCUCUCCCCCACAGUCAGACAGGGAACUCAGCAUCUGCUGCGCAUCACAGGCUUAGGUGGCAUGAAGCCCAACAUGUUGAUUUUGGGGUUCUACGACGGCUGCACUCCUGAGGACUUCUUCCUCCAGGACACUGCCUUCUGCGACUCUUCAGUGGGACGAGGCAGCGAGGAGGAAUAUAAUUUUGGGGUUGACCUUCCUUCGCUGCAAGCCCAUUUCCCUCCCAUUCGUGAUGUUGAGAGCCCACGGUGGCUCACACCAGAGGAGUACGUUGGGAUCAUUUCUGAUGCCAUUAAAAUGAACAAGAGUGUGUGCCUGGGUCGAUAUUUCUUCCAGUUAGUGGGAGAAGAUAAAGAUAGCAAGGUUGAUGGCUCGGAGCGGAUUAUAGACGUGUGGCCACUGAACCUGCUUCAGCCAGGCAGCCGCGAUUAUGAGGACGUGUGCAGCCUCUUUCUGCUGCAGAUGGCCUGCGUGCUCAACAUGUCCAGCAAAUGGCGGCAUGCAAAAAUGAGAAUUUUCCUGAAUGUGGGAACCGGUUCCAGCGACCAGGGCUGGAUGGCAAAUGAAGAGACCUUUCGAGAGUUGCUGAGGAAGUUGAGGAUCAGGGCGUCGAUAAAGAUCGUGCCGUGGGACUCUGUGCUGCAGCACCACAUUCCCACUGCGGAGCCGACACAAACUUUGUCCGAGGACUUCCUGUCGGCCUUGAAUCGCAUGUUGAAGGAGCACAGCUCGCAAGCUACUGUUCGCUUCCUGUAUUUACCUGAACCUCCUUCACACCGCAGCCAGUCACAGCUGUUCUUAUCUCAACUAGAAGCAGUGACCAAUGGAUUAGGGCCAACACUUCUUAUUCACGGUGUCACCCCAGUCACAUACACUGAUCUCUGAGCUUGUGCAGUUGAGUUUGUUCAUGCUGUUACUUGUUAAUGAAGUAGUGUCAUAUCAUAUUGUUUGUUUAAAUAUAGGUAGAAACACAUUAACAAAUAAUUUCAUAGUAAGUGAAUACUUAUAUACAAUACUGAGUAUGUCUUCUUACACUUUAGAUCUUUUUUUUAAUAGUACUACCAAAAUAAAAGAACGACAGUCAAGUGCCACUUGAUGGUUUUCAUUUAAAUAUGUUUCCCUAUUUUAAUAUACUUGACCUGGCUUUGACUGAGCCAAGAAAUGAGGGAAUACUUCUGUGUUUGUUCAUGCUUUUUGUAGAUAUAACCUCAUUUUUUUGCAUUAUCUUUAGGUGUCAACAUAAACAAGUCAAAGGCACUUCAGAACAAAAAUGCGCUUUUCUUUGAGCUGUGCAGGUUGUCCAGGGCACUGAAUAGAAUAUAGAAUAUGUCUACAUAUAAUUUCAGGGAUGAAAUGCAGUGGAAUUUAAGGCGCUUUUUUUUUUUUUUUUAAAGGGAUUAAUUUUCUAAAUGGUAUUGUGUUCUUUUUGUUUGUAUUUUGUUGCUGCCUGCUUUCUUUCCUUCACUCUCAUAUUUCUGCUGGUUCCUGGACCAAGAGAUCCAAAGACUUAAUUUGUUUAUGACCCUGUUGAAUUCAUUUUUUAUUAUUAUUAUUUUUUUUAUUUCAUGUCCUUAUGCCAGCCUGUGGAUUUUAACUGGACUUUUUGCUUCGCAGUGCAGACUGUAAAAGUACAACAAAAAAGGGUUUCACUGGUUACAUUGGAAGGACUAAAUAAUGAAGAUAAUAGUGUGCAAUAUAUUUUAAUAUGUCAUAUUGAGGAUGAUACUUGAGACAAGUCAACAUAAACACCAGAGCAAGUUUUCACAUUUUUACAAUGAAUUUUCACUGCACACGAGGUUUGUUGUUGCUGCUGUUGCAGAAAAAGCAUCAGGGUGUCGGUUUUGGGCUCGACGAGAACACAUUUGGACUCUUGUACACCAAUGUUACUGAAAUUACUGCCACGGGUACUGUGUAUUGUCAUCUUUGGAGCUGUUACAUAAAUUAAGAAUUUUUUUGUUACCAGCUGUGUUCAAAGUGCAGAAUGUAAUAAA
Molecule: messenger RNA, 4073 nt
Organism: Archocentrus centrarchus (flier cichlid)
Lineage: Eukaryota; Metazoa; Chordata; Actinopteri; Cichliformes; Cichlidae
Gene: slc12a9
Product: solute carrier family 12 member 9
Exons: 14
Coding region: 259-2967 (902 amino acids)
Biological process (GO): chloride transmembrane transport; potassium ion homeostasis; cell volume homeostasis
Cellular component (GO): membrane
Molecular function (GO): potassium:chloride symporter activity
Source: RefSeq, a predicted model, not a curated record